This is a messenger RNA of Brugia pahangi, 261 nucleotides long. Lineage: Eukaryota; Metazoa; Nematoda; Chromadorea; Rhabditida; Onchocercidae. The record is from the annotation of a GenBank genome assembly.
AUGAAUGUAAAUAUUGUUAAAAUUUAUUUUAAACUGAGCGAUAAAAGAACAGGAAGAAUGUGUAUGCGAGCAAAGAAUGAAAAAAUAUUUCUAAUUGCAAGUCAGUUCGAGCACAGAGGCCCGUUGAAAAUCGAAAAUGAGAAAGUAGAUCUUGAACAAGUGAAUGACGAGGAUGACACACGAGCAGUUGAAAAACAUUUUACAUUUGCUGAACAGCAUGAGGUGUUCGAUAUUGGACCGGAAAUUGAAGUUAUUCAUUAA